AUGUUAAAUUUGAGUAGAAACACGAGAUUCUAUCAUUAGCACAUGAAUCUAAGAGCCUCGCAAACUUUCAAUUUUGAAAAUUCAAAAUAAAAUUAGUUAGUUUAGCAUUAAAGCAGAAAUUUCUAUCGAUUUUUCUACAAAUUGUUGUUUAAGAAGGAUGAUUCCAUUAAUGUCCCCGAUUCUCAUCAAGAGGAGGAUAUGGAUAUAAAAUUAGCAAGAGAUAAAUAUGUGUCAGAGUAAACUAAAGAAAUGCUAUAUGUAAUUAAAGAGGACAAAACACCUAAAGGAGUUAAGUUUUCAUUCUUCAUGCUGAGUUUCCCAUUAUUGUGUACCACUGCUUAUUUAGGAAUGCUUGCACCUCUACUUAGCAUUGGUAGUAUGGAUCCUGCAAGUUUUGCCUAUGUAGCUAGAACUAGUGUGAGACUUCUAGCUUUGAACAUUUCAUUUGUUGGUGGUAUUCAUUACGGCCUUGCUUCAGCUUGCUAUGAGACAGCUAUCACUGACAAAGAAAUGAAAGCAAUUAAAUAUCAGAUGAUAUACAGUUUCCUCCCUGCAGCAUUCAGCUUUUCUAGUGCUUCUUUCCUUCUCUUUGCAAGUCCUUUAACAUUAGGGCAUGUAUUAUUCUCAUUUUCAAGUUUAAUGCUCAUUCAACUGAUUACACUGCAAGUAGACAUGAAAUGUGUUGAGAAAGGUCUCGCCCCAAAAUGGUUCUUGAAGUUUAGAUCACUUGGAUUCUCACUAUAUAUGAUCAUAACCACCAUUAUAUUCCUAAUUUACUACUCAAAGCUUGAAUAUCUCCAAAGAACUUAUGACAGAAACAGAAUUACAAAUAUCAAAACUGCAUUACAACUAGAAGAUAUCGAUUUCAUAAACAUGGUAAAUGACUUGAACCUAGAUUAUGAUGAGAGAGAUCUAAGAGCAAUUGAGAGAUAACUAAGUUCUCAAUACGAAUAAGAUGAUACAUUCAGCAAGGACAAGGGAGGUGUAGUUCUAUGA
Stylonychia lemnae is the source of this 996-nucleotide messenger RNA. The record is from the annotation of a GenBank genome assembly. NCBI's taxonomy places the organism in Eukaryota, Ciliophora, Spirotrichea, Sporadotrichida, Oxytrichidae.